CCGUUUAAAAGAGAAACCACUUGGGUCCAGUCAAAAUGAUGAAUUUCGAAGUAAGCACAACAAAACAAAUCGGAGUGGGGUUAACGACGUUCGGCUUCUUUUUCAUAUUUCUCGGAGUGCUGAUGUUCCUUGAUUCUGCUCUUUUAGCUAUCGGAAAUCUUCUAUUCAUUGUUGGAAUCACAUUUAUUAUCGGCGUGCAGCGAACACUUGUUUUCUUCUUCGAAUUCCGAAAACUGAAAGGAAGCAUUCUCUUCUUCGGAGGGAUUUUGGUAGUUCUAUUUGGGUACCCAUUGUUCGGAAUGAUUGCCGAGUGUUGGGGAUUUAUUGUCCUUUUCGGUGGUUUCCUGCCUGGAAUUGUCAAUUUGCUCAGAAGUAUCCCCGGAAUCUCAACAAUCACAUAUCUUCCUGGAAUCCGACAGGUCCUCGAUCGCCUUGCUCCAGAAUCCAAGUACCCCGUCUGAAAAGUUCAGGAUCUUCCCAAAAAUCUCACCAAAAAUGGGUUCUAUUUUCUUUUUUGUUGAAAAUAUUUUCUCCUGUGUUGUCCCUUCUCCUCUCAUAUCACGUUCGGUUCAACUACGAUUUCGGCCAAAAUGCACAUUUUCUGUGUAAUAUUAUUCAAUUUUAAUUUAUUUAUUAUUAAAAAUUUUAAAUUUUAUCUCAUUUCUAAAAUAUCCCUCAGCCUUUGUUGUAUAAUACGCUUUCAUUUUCUUCUGUUCCUAGGUGAAAAAUGUGAUUAUAAUUAUUUAUUAGAUUCCCUUUUUUCCUUUUCUUGUGUUCUGACUCGAUAUCCAUUACAUGACUCAUUUCGAUCAAAAAAAAUGAUGUUCUA
Messenger RNA from Caenorhabditis elegans, 829 nucleotides. It is a transcript of the gene eas-1, whose product is annotated as putative Golgi transport protein 1. Gene Ontology annotation, biological process: vesicle-mediated transport; endoplasmic reticulum to Golgi vesicle-mediated transport. The record is from RefSeq and is marked reviewed. The coding region runs from base 36 to 461 and encodes 141 amino acids. The transcript has 6 exons. Gene Ontology annotation, cellular component: Golgi membrane; cytoplasm; Golgi apparatus. Lineage: Eukaryota; Metazoa; Nematoda; Chromadorea; Rhabditida; Rhabditidae.